This is a messenger RNA of Puccinia graminis f. sp. tritici CRL 75-36-700-3, 550 nucleotides long. RefSeq lists its product as uncharacterized. Bases 59 to 352 code for a protein of 97 amino acids. Gene Ontology annotation, cellular component: mitochondrion. The transcript has 3 exons. Lineage: Eukaryota; Fungi; Basidiomycota; Pucciniomycetes; Pucciniales; Pucciniaceae. The record is from RefSeq and is a predicted model, not a curated record.
CUGGCCUUGCCCGAUUGGCACCCAACUGAACAUCUCUUUGGCUUCACGACCGGAAAAAAUGGAACCAGCUCCUCAAUCGUCCACCUUCCAACCACUCUCACGGCGAGAAGAAGACGAAUUCCAGAAGCGCAUCAAGCUGGCGGCUUUGAAGCAAUGUGAUCCAGUAGUUGCUGCGUUUGCAUCAUGUUCGAGCACCCGGACUAUCAGUGUGGCAUGGGCAUGUCGGAAAGAAUGGAAGGCGGUCCAGGAGUGCAUGCAAAUACACAUGACUGAAGAAAAACUAGAUCUUGCAAGAAGAGAGUAUAUGACCAAGCGAGAAGAACUUCGAGUACCCUACAAAAAAUUGAGCUGAGAAUUAUCUCAUCUCUUGAUUGCUUUUUUGAUUGAAAUUCUAGACCCUGUAAUAAAUUUGUUGAUUAUGUAGCAGUAGAUCCAAAGGGACCUCAGACUAUAUUAAACAUCAUCUCAUCCAGGGUUAUGAGUGUCAUAUCACAAAGAAAGGCAGCGAGAACCCUAUAUCGUUUGAUUUCAUCAACAUGAUGAGGUUAAG